UGGCCUUCUGUUCUGCGUCCCCUGGGUGCGCCCUGAGCGCAGCUGCGCCGCGAUCUGCGCAGAGGUGGCACCCAGGGGCGCAAUGGAUGCGUAGCGCCGGAGCACACAAAGGGAUUACAGUUGAGCUUCUUUUUGUUAAUCUGGGAUCAUUUUUAGAUGAUUUAAAACAAAAAAAUGACGAGACGAGUCAGACCUGGCUUCUACAAUAAGGAGAUCAACCAAAGCGCGUGGGUAGUUCCGGAGCGGUACCAGAACCUGAAGCAGGUGGGGGCCGGAGCGUACGGGACCGUGUGUUAUGCGCUGGACACCAGAACAGGAGGCAAAGUGGCGAUCAAGAAGCUCUACAGACCUUUCCAGUCCGAGACGUUCGCCAAACGGGCCUUCAGGGAGCUGAGGCUCAUCAAGCACAUGAAACAUGAGAAUGUGAUUGGUUUGCUGGACGUGUUCACUCCAGACCUUUCGUUGGACAGGUUCCAUGGUUUUUACAUCGUCAUGCCGUUCAUGGGAACCGAUCUGGGGAAGCUAAUGAGGAAACUUAGACUGUCAGAUGAAAAAAUUCAGUAUUUGGGUUAUCAGAUUCUCAAAGGUCUUAAGUAUAUUCACUCUGCUGGUAUUAUUCACAGGGAUUUAAAACCCUCAAAUCUUGCUGUUAACCCGGAGUGUGAGCUGAAGAUUUUAGACUUUGGUUUAGCGCGGCAGGCAGACAGCGAGAUGACGGGAUAUGUGGUGACUCGCUGGUACCGAGCGCCGGAGGUCAUCCUGAACUGGAUGCACUACACACAAACUGUGGAUAUUUGGUCUGUGGGCUGCAUCAUGGCAGAGAUGCUGCAAGGAAGAGCGCUUUUUAAAGGCGCCGAUCACAUAGAUCAGCUGGAACAGAUCUGGAAGAUCACAGGAACACCGUCUCAAGAGUUUAUAUCUAAACUAGAAUCUGAGGAUGCUAAAGAUUACCUCAAAAAAGUUUCAUCCAAGCCUAAGCCAGAUCUUCAUAAAGUGUUUUCUGCUGUUAAUCCAGAAGCCGUGACUGUCCUGGAGCGCAUGCUGCUGCUGGAUCCAGAGGAACGGAUAACUGCUGCAGAGGCGCUCACUCUGCCGUACUUUGCUGAAUUCAGGGAUCCAGAGGAGGAGACGGUGUGUGAGCCGUUCGACUACACUGUUGUCAACGCAGAACUGACGGUGGAUCAGUGGAAACGUCACACCUUCACUGAGAUCUUGACCUUCAAACCUGUUUUGAUCAAUUCCAAGGAGUCGACCCUAUAAGGGGUCAAUUUGACGAUACAAACUGGGACCAGAACAAACCAGAACAACUCAACCAAGAAACUGUUUUUAACUCCGAGGCUUAAUGAACGAGCCAACUGUUGACGACUUCACAGUAUCUUGAUGUCUUCAGAUCGUCAACUCAGCCCUUUGAUGAAAACCUUGUUUGAUUAUUAUGAAGAGUUUCAAAUUGAAUCAUUGGGAAUUUUUUCUAAUAUUCUGCUAAAUGUUUGGUACUUUCAGUCCAGGUUACGAUUAUCAUUUUGUCCCGUUUCCUUCCAUAAUUGUUCAUUUUGACGGCUAGGGUUAACAAACCUUUCCAAAACUCCGGUUAUGAUUUAUUUGCUUCAUAUUCAACAUCAAUCUAAAGGGCUACUUGUGAUUCUGGAAAAGACACAAACGAUGUCCAGUUAUUGCUGAGUCGGUGCAAGUUUAUGCAUUGUGUUUUGAAAAGGCCACCACACACACACACACACACACACACACACACACUCCAUGUUCAACACAAAAUAGAAUGUAAUGCAAUGUACAGGCUUGCAAAUUAAACUUGAUUUUCUGCACUGAAAUCUGAAGCACAGAACUAGAUGUUUUAUCUGUUUUAAAUACUUUAAACUGUUUUGAUUUUUUGUCUAAUUGUGUUUA
Nematolebias whitei (Rio pearlfish) is the source of this 1899-nucleotide messenger RNA. It is a transcript of the gene mapk12a, whose product is annotated as mitogen-activated protein kinase 12a. Bases 175 to 1260 code for a protein of 361 amino acids. The record is from RefSeq and is a predicted model, not a curated record. Gene Ontology annotation, cellular component: nucleus; cytoplasm. Gene Ontology annotation, molecular function: ATP binding; MAP kinase activity. The transcript has 12 exons. Lineage: Eukaryota; Metazoa; Chordata; Actinopteri; Cyprinodontiformes; Rivulidae. Gene Ontology annotation, biological process: protein phosphorylation; intracellular signal transduction.